Penicillium griseofulvum is the source of this 462-nucleotide messenger RNA. Its product is annotated as type II 3-dehydroquinate dehydratase. The coding region runs from base 1 to 462 and encodes 153 amino acids. The record is from RefSeq and is a predicted model, not a curated record. Gene Ontology annotation, biological process: quinate catabolic process. NCBI's taxonomy places the organism in Eukaryota, Fungi, Ascomycota, Eurotiomycetes, Eurotiales, Aspergillaceae. The transcript has a single exon. Gene Ontology annotation, molecular function: 3-dehydroquinate dehydratase activity.
AUGGGCAAAUCCAUCCUCCUAAUCAAUGGCCCAAACCUGAACCUCCUGGGUACACGCGAGCCACACGUCUACGGACACACAACACUCUCCGACGUAGAAUCAAACAGUCGCGAGGUCGCCGCUAGCCAUGGUGCCGUUCUCGAAUCUUUCCAGUCGAACCACGAAGGCGCAAUUGUGGACCGCAUCCAGGCGGCGCGUGGCAAAGUCGACGGUAUCAUUAUCAACCCGGGCGCGUACACGCAUACCUCCGUCGCAAUCCGGGAUGCCUUGCUCAGUAUCGAUACCCCAUUUAUUGAGCUCCAUGUGAGCAAUGUCCAUGCGCGCGAGCCCUGGAGACAUCACUCGUACUUCAGUGAUAAGGCUGCGGGUAUUAUUGUUGGUCUUGGAGUUUAUGGGUAUAAGGUUGCUAUUGAGCAUGUUUGUAUUAAUUUUGAGGAGAAGAAGGCUAAGGCUGCGCUGUGA